Humulus lupulus (European hop) is the source of this 2456-nucleotide messenger RNA. Its product is annotated as mitogen-activated protein kinase kinase kinase 3. The record is from RefSeq and is a predicted model, not a curated record. Gene Ontology annotation, molecular function: ATP binding; protein kinase activity. The coding region runs from base 199 to 2109 and encodes 636 amino acids. Gene Ontology annotation, biological process: protein phosphorylation. The transcript has 11 exons. Lineage: Eukaryota; Viridiplantae; Streptophyta; Magnoliopsida; Rosales; Cannabaceae.
CUUCCUUGGUUGUUCGUUGUAUAAAAAUCCAAAAGCUCACCCGAACCUUCUCUCUCCUUUCUCUCAAAUCAAUAACUCAGUCGUCUCUUCUCUUCUAUCUUUUCUUCCUCCAACAACCCGAAACGCAAGAGAAGAUAGAUCCUCAUCUUCUGCUGUGGAUUUUGCUUAUUGAUCUUUGUUUGGUUAGCUUGAAAAAAAAUGCCUGCUUGGUGGGGGAGAAAAUCUACUAAGCACAAGGACGAAACUCAGAAUCAACCUACUCAACACAGUCCUCAGGGAACUAAUCACUUCGGAUUCCUUAAAUCUCCGGUCAGAAAUGAUGCCAAGAGAACCAAAGACAAGCCCAAGAGCUUUGACGAGGUCUUGACUCGUGUCUCGCCCAGGCUCAGCAGGGAAUUCCCCGCCGCCGCCACCCCCGUUUCUCCUCCUCCUCCCCCCUGUGGGCCUUCUUCUGGGUUUUCUGGAUUCGAUUCGGAUGGCUCUCGGUGCCACCCUUUGCCUCGGCCUUCGAUUUCGUCGAUGCCCAGCUUGGGGAACGACCAGGGAAAUGGAUUGGGAUUUGGCUCGGGCUCCGUUUCUAGCGUGAGCUCUAAUGGCUCUUCUGAGGAUCAUCCGAUUGGGCUUGAGAAUGGUCAAUUGGGUUUUUACAGAGGACAUCCUGAUGCCAAGCAAAACGUUAGGCCAAGAAGCCCCGGUCCAGGGUCUAGAGGUCCCACCAGCCCCACAUCGCCUCUUCAUCCUAUGUUGUCUGCCAUGAGUCUGGAGUCUCCAACUGGAAAGCCUGAAGAUGGGAAAACCCAAUGUCACCCACUUCCUCUUCCUCCUGGUUCGCCUACUAGUCCUUCUGCCUUGCCCACCACUAGAUCUUGUGGAGUCACGGAUGUUACAACUUGCACACUCUCAAAAUGGAAGAAGGGAAAACUUUUAGGAAGGGGAAGUUUUGGCCAUGUUUAUAUUGGAUUUAACAGUGAAGGUGGACAAAUGUGUGCAAUAAAAGAAGUCAGACUUGUUUCUGACGAUCAUACAUCUAAAGAAAGUCUAAAACAAUUGCACCAGGAAAUAAAUUUGCUUAGUCAGCUCUCACAUCAAAACAUUGUUCGAUACUAUGGAAGUGAAUUGGUUGACGAUGCACUCUCAGUUUAUUUGGAAUAUGUAUCUGGUGGCUCAAUCCACAAAUUACUUCAAGAUUAUGGCGCCUUCAAGGAACCUGUCAUACAAAACUACACCAGGCAGAUUCUUUCAGGGCUUGCAUACUUACAUGGAAGAAACACAGUGCACAGGGAUAUCAAAGGGGCAAACAUUUUAGUAGAUCCUAAUGGUGAAAUCAAGUUGGCAGACUUUGGCAUGGCUAAACAUAUAGCAAAUUGCUCUUCAAUGCUCUCUUUCAAGGGAAGUCCUUACUGGAUGGCUCCUGAGGUUGUGAUGAAUACCAAUGGCUACAGUCUUGCAGUGGAUAUAUGGAGUUUAGGGUGUACAGUUCUUGAAAUGGCAACAUCCAAACCUCCUUGGAGCCAAUAUGAAGGGGUGGCAGCAAUAUUUAAAAUAGGAAACAGCAAAGAUAUGCCAGAAAUUCCUGAUUAUCUUUCUCAGGAUGCAAAGAGUUUUGUGAAACUAUGCUUGCAGCGAGACCCUUUAUCACGUCCUACAGCAGCUAGACUACUAGAACAUCCUUUCAUUCGGGAGCAAACAACGUCAAGAGCUGCUAACACUACCAUAACACAAGAUGCAUUUCCCUUUGCUUUUGAUGGUAGCAGGACGCCGCCAAUUCUAGAGCCUGUGGUCACACCUCCCAGAGGCGCAAGGAGCCCCAGAGAUAAUGCAAGAAUGAUUACAUCAUUGCCCGUGUCACCUUGUUCGAGUCCAUUACGACAGUAUGGAGGAGGAGCACAGAGGAGCUACUUUCUUUCUCCACCUCACCCAACUUUUGCCAUGAUGGGACAAAGUGCAUACAACAUGACUGAGUACUCCUCAUAUAACGUGAGUGAGUACUCUUCGUAUCCAACAAGAUCAUCAACCGCAUCUUACACUCGUGAUCCCUUUCGUGAAGUUUUAUCUGAGCAUAAAGCUCGAACUCCUCCUGGUGGAUCCCCAAGAACAAGAUUCCUUUGAGUUUGUAAAUAUACCAUCAAACCACAAGUUUUCACUACCGAGAAUGCCUCAGUGGGCUGGAACGACUCUCCCAGAAGUUGAUGUUGGAUUUUGGAAGUUAUAUCCACAUGAUUACCCCUUCCUUCUGUACGAACCAUUCGGAUUCUUUAUGUAUAUGGGAAUGUGGAGAGGGGAGGGGUGGGGAGAGAAGAGACACAAGUGUUAUAUAUUUUGCUGAGAAAAGAGGGAUUUUUCUUGAUCCUGUUACAGUGUCUUAUUGAUUAUUGUAAAUGGAAGGCGAUCAACGUUGGUAACAACAAUGUUGUACAUCAGUUUAAAUGGCAAAAAGAUCAUUUCUUAUACCAAAA